AUGCCACGUAAAUCGACUAAAGAAACCAAAUCCGCCGCGCCUAGGAGUUCUUCCAAGCGUCCUGCACAGGAAACUCCACAGAGACAGUCAAAGAGGGCAAGGGCGACCGCAAGGAAAUCCUACGUUGAUCCAGGCACCGACACAGACGAUGCAGACGAGAAAUCAACAAGAAGAUUAUCGCCUAGUACAGACGGAAAAGAUGGCGCCGCCUCCGACUAUGAGGAUCAUGACGGCAAAGAAUCAUCCGUUGGGUCCGAGGCUGACGUGACUGACAGCGACGAAGAUGAUGAGAGCAAGAACCGUAAGCCACGAGGGCGCGCUGCCAAGAGCCUUCCUAUUCAAAAGAAAAAUUCCAAUGAGCAAGAGUUGUGGAAACCAGGAGCUAAACUUGAGCCGGGAACACGAGUAGUCAUCAAGAAGCCGAAAGCUCGAGAUGCAGGUGAUACACCAUACUUGGACCACACGAUCCAUCCGAACUCUUUACUCUUUUUGAAAGAAUUGGCAGCCAAUAACGAUCGGAGUUGGCUAAAGCUACACGACCCUGACUUUAGAGUAGCAUUUCAGGAUUUUACAACGUUUGCAGAAAAGGUGUCAGAAAAGAUCAUUGAAGGAGACGAAACAAUCCCAGAGUUACCAGUCAAGGAUAUCUACCGGAUCUACAGAGACAUUCGCUUCUCCAAAGACCCAACACCCUACAAGACCUACUUCUCCGCGGCAUGGUCAAGAACUGGACGAAAGGGACCCUACGCGCAUUACUACGUACAGGUGCAGCCAAAUGGUGGAAGUUUUGUAGGCGGUGGCUAUUGGCAACCAGAUGCAGCUACUCUUGCUAAAAUUCGUCGCGACAUCGAUCGCAAACCACACAAGAUCAAAUCUGUGCUGAGAAACCGCGACUUCAGAGAAACCUUUCUGGGUGGAGUGCAAGACGACGACAAGAAGGCGGUCAAGGCCUUUACAAGCUUAUCCAUGAACCAGUCAAACGCGUUGAAGCGUAACCCCAAGGGAUACGAUCAUGAUCACAAAGACAUUGAUCUUUUGCGGCUCCGCAACUUCACGAUUGGUCGUACGAUUGCAGACGAGGAAAUUGUCGGCACGGGCGGGCUGGAGCGAGUAGCUGAGGUGGUAAGGGCAAUGGUGCCAUUUAUUACGUAUCUCAACAGCGUUGUCAUGCCGGACGAGGACACGUCGGGGUCAAGCAGCGAAGACGAGGAUGGUGCAGACGAGGAUGAUGAUGACGAUGGUGCAGACGACGGUGCAGAUGAGGAGGCGGAGACAUAGGCGGAGGCAUAGGCAUAGGCAGAGGUGCAGAUGCAGACGCAGAUGCAGAGGAGGGCAAUGGGCGGUCCAACCACAGACAGGAAGCAAUGGAGAGGAUGACGAGGCUUGACAAGAGCAAUUUCA
Molecule: messenger RNA, 1401 nt
Organism: Bipolaris maydis ATCC 48331
Lineage: Eukaryota; Fungi; Ascomycota; Dothideomycetes; Pleosporales; Pleosporaceae
Source: RefSeq, a predicted model, not a curated record